Saccostrea cuccullata (small rock oyster) is the source of this 636-nucleotide messenger RNA. RefSeq lists its product as uncharacterized. Bases 268 to 636 code for a protein of 122 amino acids. Lineage: Eukaryota; Metazoa; Mollusca; Bivalvia; Ostreida; Ostreidae. The record is from RefSeq and is a predicted model, not a curated record. The transcript has 5 exons.
GCGGAGCACUUAAUCUGCAAAAAAGAAAAUUGGGAAUGUUCUUUCUAUCAACAUCGGCAAGUUAAUGUUUCCGUCUUCUUUAACGUUUACGUAUCAUCAUUACACCUCAUAGAAGAGCUAGAAGUCAUAGGUGCUGAUUCGUGUGGAUGCAAAAUCAUUUCUUUCAGCUGCAAUUUAACCACAGAUAGAACUUUGGAAAACAUUACGACUGCAAUAGCAGAAUUCACAGAAGAUACCAACACUAGAAAAGAAGAUAAUUCAGUGUACAUGAUUCUUGGAGCAGCUUUUGGUGGUGCUACAUUUUCAAUGGUCGUAAGCAUCCUUGUUUUUUCCUUGAGAAAAAGAUCAAGACAAAUUGAAAAGGCAGAGAGAUUAACUGAAAAUCUUGAAACACACACCUCCAUGUACGAAUCUGCCUCUGGCGUUUCUCCUUUUGAAUGUAACCCGAUUUCAUCAAGGUCCAGCCAUGGUCAUGUGUACAACACCGUUGCUGAAACGUCGCCUACCUCACAUAUCAUACCAAAAGUUAGUCACAACACGGAUCCUGUGGUUCACCAAGACAAUAACGACAAUACAUAUCUUGUCCUGACAGGAGAAAGUGAUACAAGUACAAUUGCAGCAGAAAGUCAUUUGUGA